Suillus paluster is the source of this 1946-nucleotide messenger RNA. RefSeq lists its product as uncharacterized. Gene Ontology annotation, cellular component: mitochondrion. Lineage: Eukaryota; Fungi; Basidiomycota; Agaricomycetes; Boletales; Suillaceae. Gene Ontology annotation, biological process: pyruvate metabolic process; malate metabolic process. Bases 299 to 1924 code for a protein of 541 amino acids. The record is from RefSeq and is a predicted model, not a curated record. The transcript has 11 exons. Gene Ontology annotation, molecular function: NAD binding; malate dehydrogenase (decarboxylating) (NAD+) activity.
GGGUAACCUCUUGCGUGGGCGUGUCAGAGCGAUCUUCAUCACGGCGUCACCAAAUGUGGUGUGCGGCUUCCAUGGUCGCAGCUAACCAGAUCUGCAUUCACACCACACACCGCCCAUUGACACGCUCAGUGACCACUAUUCACAGCACUAAGUUACGUCUAUAUAUACCCCGUGACGAUCCUUUCUUGCUCAACACUUUCUCAUUUUCUUGUCCGUUCUAACUGUUCUCUCCCUUUCUGUCUCCCUUCUCAAGCUUGUAACUAUCCUUCCACAUCUUUCUUACCGUAAACUAUAUAACAUGACUAUUGUACUUACUCCUUACUGGUCGCCCGACGAGGGCAUCCAGAAGCUCAAGAUGGAAGGUCGGGCUAAAGCCCUGGCUGUGCCAGGCCUCGCCCCACCAGCUUUCAGUGUAAAAGCUCAGUUGGAUCGUACCCUCCUCCAAUUGCGUUCCAAGUUAUCCCCGAUCGAGAAAUAUAGCUUCCUCGCGCAACUCAAGCAAGCAGAUGUUGAGGCCUUUUACAAGCUAUGCCUCGAGAACAUGCCGGAGAUCACACCUAUAAUCUACACACCAACUGUCGGUGACGCAUGUCUACAGUACUCAAAAAAUUACAGACACCCCGAGGGUUUGUUCAUCUCUCUCAAGGAUAAAGGCAAAAUUGGGAACAUUCUGCGCAACUGGCCCCUUGUGAACGAGGCUCGGAUCAGCGUUGUAACGGAUGGUUCGCGCAUCCUUGGGCUUGGUGACCUUGGUGUAAAUGGGAUGCCCAUUGCUGUUGGCAAAUUAUCUCUUUACGUCGCCGGUGCUGGCAUCCGUCCGUCGUCCACUCUCCCCAUCACGCUUGACCUCGGAACCGAGAACUCCGGUAAUCUUUCUGACCCCCUGUACCUCGGCCUGCGCCAGCGCCGACCGUCUGGAGCGGAAUAUGAUGCCUUCAUGGAUGAGUUCGUCACUGAGAUGAGACGUGUCUACCCCAAGGUUUUGGUGCAAUUCGAGGAUUUCUCCACCGACCAUGCAUUCUCCUACCUUGCGCGUUUCCGGAAUAGUCUCCCGUUGUUCAACGACGACAUCCAAGGUACCGGUGCUGUUGUCCUCGCGGGGUUGCUUUCCGCUGCACGACUGGUGCCCAUCCCGCGCAAUGAACAUAGAAUCUUGCUCUUUGGCGCAGGAAGCGCUAGUGUAGGCGUCGCUAAGCAGCUUAUGAGCUUCUUCACACUCGCUGGGAUGAGCGAGGAAGAAGCCAGGCGUCAGAUCUGGCUCGUCGAUUCGAAGGGACUCGUGUACGUCGGCAGGGAAGAGGUCGCUGACUAUAAAAUGUAUUUCGCAAGGAGGCAUUACACAGGUCUUCCAAUGAAGGACCUCACAGAAAUCGUCAAGUUCGUGAAGCCAACUGCACUUCUUGGUCUCUCAACCAUCACGGGUGCUUUUACCCCAGAAGUCAUCCGUGUCAUGUCGCAGAACACGUCCCGUCCCAUCAUCUUCCCUCUCUCCAACCCCGUUCAUCUCUCAGAGUGCACCUUCGCCGAGGCCCUGACACACAGUAACGGCACCGCCAUCUUUGCGAGUGGUUCGCCGUUUGGAAGCGAGGUAAUUGGUGGCGUCAGGAGGGAACCGGGCCAGGGUAAUAAUAUGUACAUCUUCCCCGGGCUUGGUUUGGGUGCGAUACUGUGCCGCGCCAAGAGCGUAACGGACAGUAUGGUAGAAGCAUCUGCACUCGGAUUGGCGGGCUCUCUUUCGUGGGAUGAACGGGCACUGGAACUCGUAUACCCCCGUAUCGAGCGCAUCAGGGAGAUCAGUGCAGACAUCGCUGUCAAGGUCAUACGUGCAGCGCAGAGAGCGUGCGUGGACAACUCAACUGAUCUGAAAAGAAUGAAUGACACGCGCUUGUUAGAGUUUGUCAAGAGCAAGAUGUGGAGCCCGUAGUGCUACAAGGACAUCUGUGCAG